Molecule: messenger RNA, 2104 nt
Organism: Daucus carota subsp. sativus
Lineage: Eukaryota; Viridiplantae; Streptophyta; Magnoliopsida; Apiales; Apiaceae
Product: L10-interacting MYB domain-containing protein
Exons: 2
Coding region: 985-1974 (329 amino acids)
Source: RefSeq, a predicted model, not a curated record
UGCAUGCAUUACCAACGUAUAAAACUUUUAUCAUUGUAAUUUGUAUUAUAUUAAACAACAAUGACUUUACCUUUAUAUUAACAUGAGAUUAGUCAUAGGUUUCAGCUUGUUUUAUUAGAAGCACGGGAAGAAACAGAGGCACAGAGCAGGCAUUCGAGCAAAUCUCCUGGUAUGCUCUCAUUAGCUCUCUUUAACUCAUACAUAUCUUAUCCAUGUUUAGUAUUGUGAAUGAACUAUGAUCAUAUAAUACAUUAGUUCGAGAACAAAGAGUCGCCUGGCCAGGGCUAAUGCCUUGUCUUCUUGGCAGCUUCUAUCAUCCAGAUUAUUUCCUCAUUUUUCCUUGUAAUGCUUAGGUUUUAGUUUCUAUUUGCAUGCUAGGUUAGUCCCUUUGUUUCAUGCUAGGUCUGUUGUCUCUUUUGCAUGGGCUUGUGUAGUGCCUCUUCAGUGGUAUUGGUCUGAUGUACUCUGCUUUAUUUAAUGAAUUGAUUUGGCCAGAUUUAGCAAGAAAAAAUAUAUAAUACAUUAGUUCACAUCAGUCCAGCGUCGUUAUUUACCAUCGGUGAACAGCCUUGUAUAAAUGCAAAACUAUCAAGUUUCCCGUUGUAAUAUAGUUCGUAAAAUCUCUGCAAGUUUGUUUGUAAUGGAAGUUGCUUUUUAGCCAUAGCCUAUAGGCUAUAUGUAUUAUUACUGCUACAUGCUCCAUGUAUGACCAGAAAGAUGACCAGAAAGAUGGCAAGUUUGUCCUGUAUGCUGUAUAUAUGGAAUUUUAUGGCCUCGAUAAGUUUUUAUAAAAAUUAUCAAAGUUAUGAAAGUAUCUAAACCUACAUUUUUUUUUAUUACUGCACCUUAUACAUCGUUACUCCUCGGAUACUGCUUUACAAAUAUGACAAAUUUACUAGAACUUGCCUUAUUCAUGCAUAUUUACUUUAGUCAUCAUGCAUAUGACAAAUUCUUGUGGCUUGUUUUAUUUAUUUUAGAUACAAUAUGGCACACAACACAGAAAAACAAUCCACAGAGGAACCUAAGGAUACUGCUAAAACAAAGGCCAAAUGGACAAUGAAUACAACACAUAUUUUUUGUGAUGUUUGCAUAAGUGCCAUAAACAAGGGAUUGCGGCCUUCUACACAUUUUAAUUCAGAAGGAUGGAAAUUUGUUGUUUCCAACUUUCAAAAAUUAAGUGGACUAAAUUAUGAAAAACCAAAACUAAAAAAUAAGUGGGACUUAAUGAGGUCGGAGUGGAAACUUUGGAAAGAAUUAAUAGGCAAAGAAACUGGAUUGGGUUGGGAUCCAAGAUUAGAGACCGUGGAUGCGUCUCCCGAUUGGUGGAAAGCAAAAAUUCAGAUGAAUAAAGAGUAUGCUAGAUUUCAGAAGAAAGGAAUAGAUCCUGAUAUCGUCUCAAAAAAUGAUUUUAUGUUUGGAAGUACAGUUGCCACGGGAGAAUUUGCUUGGGCGCCUUCUUCAGAUGCAGAUGUACUAGCGAAAAAGGAUCAAAAUGAGGAUGAUAUUAUUAGUUUGAAUGAUUCUGCUGAUGAUCCACUACAAAAGAGCAUGGACAGAUUCUUACAAGAAGAUGAUAUAAAUUCAGAUGAUAACUCUAACAUUAAUAAGAAACGGAAGACACGCAAAAGAAAUAUUGAAUCUGAUCAGGGUACAAGUAUAAAUACAAAAGAUAAAGGUAAGAAACAGAGAAUGAGUGGCGCGUCAAAAUUACGGUCUGAUAUAUCAAAACUGGUGGAAACAGUUGAAAAGAGAAGUGGCAUCUCCGAAGUUGGUUGUACUAUAAAAGAAGUAAUGGAUGAUCUGCAUGCCAUUCCGGAUGUCCCUAAGAACACUGAAUUGUACUAUUUUGCUGUGACAAUGUUUGAACAGAAAGCAAAAAGGGAGCUAUGGAAACAUCUAGAGACAACAGAAGCUAAAGUUGGUUGGUUAAAAUAUCAAAAAGAACAACAAGACAUGAGGAAUUCGAAGUACUAAUUAAAUCUAGUUUUCUCAAGAUACUUUUAUUUACUUAAAUAUAUUUUAGGAGUUUCAGUUUUUAUGUUUAGCUUUAUUCCAUGACAUUGACAUUUGAUUUGGUGUGUGAUUUUUUUAUGAACUAUUCUAG